This is a messenger RNA of Mesitornis unicolor (brown roatelo), 1581 nucleotides long. RefSeq names its product microtubule-associated serine/threonine-protein kinase 4-like. Bases 127 to 1581 code for a protein of 484 amino acids. Gene Ontology annotation, molecular function: magnesium ion binding; protein serine/threonine kinase activity; ATP binding. NCBI's taxonomy places the organism in Eukaryota, Metazoa, Chordata, Aves, Mesitornithiformes, Mesitornithidae. Gene Ontology annotation, biological process: peptidyl-serine phosphorylation; intracellular signal transduction. The record is from RefSeq and is a predicted model, not a curated record. The transcript has 12 exons.
UGCUCAUCCCAAGAGAAGCUACACCAGUUACCAUAUCAACCGACACCUGAUGAGCUACAUUUUUUGUCUAAACAUUUCUGUACCACUGAGAGCAUUGCCAGUGAUAGCAGAUGCAGGACCACUGCAAUGCGCCCUCGGUCCCGAAGUCUCAGCCCUGGACGUUCUCCUGCCUGCUGUGACAAUGAAAUAAUUAUGAUGAACCAUGUCUACAAAGAAAGGUUCCCAAAGGCCACAGCUCAGAUGGAAGAGAGGCUUCAGGACAUCAUAACAAAUUACUCCCCAGAUAAUGUCCUUCCCCUGGCAGAUGGAGUGCUCAGUUUUACCCAUCAUCAGAUCACAGAACUGGCUCGAGAUUGUUUGGAUAAAUCCCACCAAGGCCUCAUAACAUCACGAUACUUCCUUGAAUUACAGCAGAAAUUAGACAAAUUGCUACAGGAGGCUCAAGAGCGAUCAGAGAGUGGAGAACUGGCAUUUAUUAAACAACUUGUCCGAAAAAUUCUGAUAGUUAUUGCUCGACCCGCUCGCUUACUGGAAUGCCUGGAAUUUGAUCCUGAAGAGUUUUACUAUCUUUUGGAAGCAGCUGAAGGGCAUGCUAAAGAGGGGCAAGGCAUUAAAACAGACAUCCCUCGAUACAUUAUUAGCCAGCUGGGCUUAAAUAAAGAUCCUCUGGAAGAAAUAGCACAGCUAGCUAAUUGUGACAGUGGGACAGCAGAAACUCUGGAAAUGGAUGAAUCAAUAAAUAGCUCUAAUACCUCACUGAAGCUGCGGAGGAAACCUCAGGAAAGUGAUUUUGAAACAAUUAAACUGAUUAGUAAUGGAGCUUAUGGUGCGGUUUAUUUUGUGAGACACAAAGAAACCAGACAAAGAUUUGCCAUGAAGAAAAUUAAUAAGCAGAAUCUCAUCCUCCGAAACCAGAUCCAGCAGGCCUUCGUCGAGCGUGAUAUCCUGACAUUUGCAGAAAAUCCAUUUGUUGUUAGCAUGUACUGCUCCUUUGAAACAAGACGUCAUUUAUGCAUGGUCAUGGAAUAUGUAGAAGGUGGAGACUGUGCUACUUUGAUGAAGAACAUGGGUCCCUUACCUGUAGACAUGGCAAGAAUGUACUUUGCAGAGACUGUUCUGGCCUUGGAAUACCUUCAUAAUUAUGGAAUUGUACACAGGGAUUUAAAACCAGACAAUUUAUUGGUAACGUCCAUGGGCCAUAUAAAGCUUACAGACUUUGGUCUGUCAAAGGUCGGGCUAAUGAGUUUGACUACUAAUCUCUAUGAGGGUCACAUUGAGAAGGAUGCCAGAGAAUUCCUUGACAAACAAGUCUGUGGUACACCUGAAUACAUAGCUCCUGAAGUGAUUCUGAGACAGGGUUAUGGAAAACCAGUGGACUGGUGGGCUAUGGGAAUUAUCCUGUAUGAAUUUCUUGUUGGGUGUGUGCCAUUCUUUGGAGAUACUCCAGAAGAGCUGUUUGGACAAGUAAUCAGUGAUGAAAUCAACUGGCCUGAAAAGGACGAAGCACCACCUCCAGAUGCCCAGGAUCUGAUUACCCUGCUGCUCAGACAGAAUCCUUUAGAGAGACUGGGAACAGGUUAG